This is a messenger RNA of Cylas formicarius (sweet potato weevil), 4081 nucleotides long. RefSeq lists its product as uncharacterized. The transcript has 22 exons. Bases 23 to 4081 code for a protein of 1352 amino acids. The record is from RefSeq and is a predicted model, not a curated record. Lineage: Eukaryota; Metazoa; Arthropoda; Insecta; Coleoptera; Brentidae. Gene Ontology annotation, biological process: negative regulation of cell population proliferation.
UAGAGAUGAAGCGCAGAAAAUAAUGUUACACUCGACGUUAGAAAAAUGCCAGGAAGUUGGGAAUCUGAACCUUACUGAGACAAGCGAAAGUUCAAAGUCUGAUCUGGAUCAGUUUCGGCGAUAUUUAGAUUUUAGGUUUAAUCCAGACCUGCGCAGUUGCAAAUUGUGUUCGGAAACUACGAGAGAGUCCAUUAAAGUUAAACGAACGAAUUUUGGUUUCAGGCGCAGAAAGAAAAGUAAACAUGUUGAAAUUAGAGACACAGCAGCACCGGUCUUGAAAAUUUGUCCUGAAGAAGUGGUGUUUCACAAUUGCAAAAGUGGAGAAACUUCUAGCAAAACGAUUAAAAUUAUCAAUGUUCAUUCCGAAUUGGAUGGUGUAAGCAUUAUUAAGCUUCCAAAGGCAUCUCAGGUUACAAUAGAGUUUGGUGGUGGUAAACUGGCUCCCGGAAUGUCGUUGAAUGCGAGAGUAUUUUACACUCAGGAAGGAGUCUCGAUGGUUGACGAUGAAGCAAUAUUUAAAAGCACGAAAGGCGACGUCGUUAAGGUAAAAAUCAGAAGCACUCGUGAUCCACCAAAACUUUAUGGAUACAUAUACAAGACCAUAGAAGAAGGCACUUUUUUUGCGAAAGUAGAUCAAAGUUCGCAAAAUCUAUCGAUAAAUUGCGGAAGUUGUUUUGUGACUAAAUGUGUGCCUCUAACUUUGAUACUAAAAAAUGUUGGUUAUGGCAGCCGUUUCCUUAUGGUGUCGAAGGAGAAUUGGCUUGAUAAAUACUUUUCGAUGGACUCCAAUGAGCUUCAGACUAGCAGUUUUUUAAUUAGGCCUGCUUACUUUGAACUCGGCUCAAAGGAAAUUUUAGAAAUAUGCAUCAUUUUCCACCCUCAAUCUUGUGGGACUCACAUUGAAUCGCUGUAUUUGAUUAGCGAUAGUAAUUACUGCCAACCAUUAGAAAUUUUUGGAAACGCCGUCUACUUUACAAGAGGAAUAAUAAGCGUUUUCGUUAACCCGUCUGAGCAAGAUAUUGCUAAAAGCGGAAACCAUUGCAUAUUUUUAGGGCGCACCAGUGUAGAUGUUGUCCGUUCUGUUACUUUGGAAAUUUUCAACAACAGCCCGAUGUUUCUAAAGUUCUUCAUCGGAUGGGGAAACAAAUGUGACCAUCGUAAUAACGCGGAGUGGAUUAAAAUGGGAAUUGAAGGAAACAAGCUGGUCCCUUUCGGAUGCAAGGAAAUUUUGUUGUACGUCUACACGGAUAAACUGAAGCCCGGAUAUAAUUGCGUGCAUUUAGCACUGUUUAUAAGCGAUGUGCCUGUAAUUAGUUUGAACGAAAAUGAAUAUUUUUUGGUAUCUACCAAAGAGGAGUCCCUGGAAAAUGCCAUAGAAAAUCGCUCGAAUGUUGAUGUUCAAUGUAUAGAAGUCGAGAUUGCUUGUUGUAUGGAUACCCAGUCGCCAUCUCGCCAACCAGAGCUGAAAACUGUUGAGCACAAUAAACUACAACCACCGAUACCGACAAUAGUUUUCUCGAAAUCAUUCUUGGAAUUUGGAACGGUGCCUGAGGGUAUCGAUUAUCAAGGGAAAUUGUUCUUAAGAAAUUUGAGUUCAAACGAGGUGCGAUGGUCAUUAGUCGAGCUUAGCUACUAUGUCGAUCGUUCCCCUUAUAUGGAAAUUGAGCGCUACUCAAAUUUAUCCAGCGACGAAGGGUACCUAAAACCUGGCGGGAAACAUUGCCUAAUAUACAGAGUUGUCAACAAAAGUGCAACUCAGCAUUUGUCCAUUUUAAUACUCUAUAGCGAGAAGGAUGGCGAGCUAAAAGCCGAAGAUGCCUGCUUGGUGACAUACGAGAUUGUUAAACAAAAUGUCGUCAUAAAAACAAACGAUUCGGACGAUCCUGUCAUCACACCGGGGCACAUAUUAUAUACGGAUGUCCCCGUAAUCAUAUCGAUUGAAUUAAAAAAUUUGAGCACGAUAACUGGAUGUUUCUAUUUCCUGAAACAUGUUGGAAAGGAUGCAAACAAAAUAUCCAUUAAAUAUAAACCUUUAUUUGGGAGACUAGGCCCUUCUGGUAGCAAACGGGUUGAUUUAAAAGUGACGUGUCAUGACCUAGGAAUUUUUGAAGAAAUUUACAUUCGAUGUUUCGUGGGGUGCGGCCAAGAAAUUCUACUCACCAAACUUAUCUGCUUAGUGGACUGUAUUCACGUCAAUUUCCAUUUGCCAACCGAUACAGCAGGAUAUAAAAAAAUACCGUGGCCACCAAAAGUGGUUUAUGAAGGCGCUUGGAACGACUGUCGGUGUAAAGAAGACAUAUAUUGCGAGGAAACUCCAAUUAAUAUUCAAGAAUUACUUAAUGAGGAUGGAAAUGUACGCAUACAUUCGCAGUCGGCCGACAAAAUUGACACACAUUUGAAAGAUUUGAAAUUCGAAUGUCUAAAAGAAAACGUCGUUCGAAUAUACGAUGUGCCUAUAAAAAAACCCCACAAAAUGACAUUCUGUAUUGAGAAUAUUACCCCAAAGGUUGCGGGAUACACAAUCAAAUCCACCAAUUUUUCUGCAAAGGAAAAAAUUGCUUUCGAUAUGGCUAAUAAAAUAUUCCAAAAAUUGGAAGAUAUUUUGGAACCAAUGUUAUCAGAAUACGGAAUCCUUAUAUAUGUGGAAACCGAUGGUGGUAGCUUGGGUGCAUUCGAAUUCAUUCCAAUUAAUGUAUUGAUUUACUCAAAUACCUUCGGAACCUACGUAGAGGACAUUGUAGUCGACAUCGAUAACGUUAUCUACUUUGAAUUUUCUGUAAUAGUCGAGGUAGUAGGAUGUCCGCUAUACUUACCCAUGUUCCAAACGUAUACGACAUAUUAUCCCACUUUGAGGUUAGGGUCUUUAUUAUAUAAUGCCGAAGAUGUUAAAAGGAAAAUUGAUAUUUUGAAUAUUUCGUCCAUACCACUAAGAGUCAUAUGGCACACUUUUCUCUAUAAUUCCGAGAAUGACGAAGCACCUUCAAAACCGUUUAACGUCGUUUGCAAUUGGUUAGGGGAUAAGGACAGUAUUCUCCUUGAUUUCACAGAACGUUAUUUCGGAACCGACUGCUCUCAAUUUAUACAAGUCAUUCCAAGUGAAUCGUAUUUUUCAAACUGCUCCAACAAGCUGAACGUUACGGUGUUAUUUAAACCGUCAAAACUGGAAUGGUUCAACUACAAAAAAAUGUUAACUUGUUUUCUUUUGGGAAGAAUCUUACUCGACGGAGAUAGUAGGCAAAAACUGAAUUACUAUUAUCGUAAACCGGAACCGAUCAUUAUUGCGGUAACAGUAAAAUUGGAGAUUCCAUAUCUUGAUGUUGAAAUUAAAGAAGAAGAUAAACAAUUGCACAUUUUUGCCAACGAUAUACUGCUCCAUAAUAAGUUGAAACAUGAUAUCCAAUGCCGAAUUAGGAACGACAAUAAUUGUGGUGUCGAAGUUCACUUAAAAACUGACGAGCCUUAUUACUUAGCGUACGGAAACACAAGGUUAAAAUUAGCACCCAGUGGUUGGGAAAUUAUCUCCAUGUUUGUCGCCGUUUCACACGAUCAACUGUUAAAAUGGGCAAUUGAAUUAUACAGACCUGCACGUUCCAAUGAAAAUGAUGAAAAUUUACAAGUGGAAAAGUUCGAUCGUGGAGAUAAAAUCCUCACGAUGAGAUCCUACUUAAACAUUUAUUACAACCAAAGACUUAAAGAUGAGUUUCCGCUCUUCCUGCAUCUUCAUUAUCCGAAUAUAGCAGUUAAACCCGACCGCAUAAAAUUUGGUUAUAUUUUGACCGGAUCAACAGUACAGGGUUUGCUAUCAAUUUUUAAUUUAACAGGUAGUGAAGUUACGUUCCAUAUGUUUAAGUCGUGUCCUGGAUCGGCAAUUGCAGUGAUCCCAGAUUCGGGAAGAAUAGAUAGAAGUACCGGUUCCAAUCACAGCUUCAUAAACAUAACCGUGUGUUUUACACCCAGCGAGAGUAGAGCCUACCGGGAAACAAUACGAGUCAUCACGAACAUACCUGAAUGUUACAUGGACGUUGCCGUAGAAGGAUGCGGGUCGUGUGAUGAGAAAUUUGUCACAUAUUGUAUAAAAUAG